AUGAGUACCUUUCAGAUUGCUUCCUCCCAACCUAGCAUCUGUUUCAGAAACACGUCUCAAGCUCUCCGUCCAUCUCCAAAGCUUCUUCUUCUUCCAACUUGUUUGCAACCAACCAAUAAUGCAUCCAUUCGGCAACAACGGAUGCCGGUUUUGAAGGCCCAGCAAUGCAGGGUUUUAUCCAAGUACCAUCGAUCUGCACCUGUCUGCUUGUUAGGUGGCAAGGGAAAGAGUGAAAGUGGUGAUGAGAUGGACCAGUCGAUAGAGGAUGUAUUACGUCAGCAGAUUGAAAAGAAUGAAUUUUAUGAAGAGAGAGGAGGUGGUGGUGGUGGUGGUGGCAGUGGCAGAGGCAGUGGCGGUGAUGGUGCAGGUGGUUCUGGAUCAGAGGAUGAAGGCCUUGCUGGAAUCAUGGAUGAAACACUGCAAGUGAUUCUCGCAACCAUUGGAUUUAUUUUUCUGCGUGUCGUUUAUUUGGAAGUGAGAGAUGAAAGACAAGAAACACACAAUGCACGCAAGUGA
Messenger RNA from Prunus armeniaca (apricot), 516 nucleotides. The record is from the annotation of a GenBank genome assembly. Lineage: Eukaryota; Viridiplantae; Streptophyta; Magnoliopsida; Rosales; Rosaceae.